This is a messenger RNA of Bursaphelenchus okinawaensis, 2766 nucleotides long. NCBI's taxonomy places the organism in Eukaryota, Metazoa, Nematoda, Chromadorea, Rhabditida, Aphelenchoididae. The record is from the annotation of a GenBank genome assembly.
AUGGCAAAGUAAGUUAAUAGUAUAGUAUUGUAAUUAGUAUUAUUUUUUUACUGACAGUGUGUUUUUUUUUAAAUUUUAAGUCACAACUUCAGAAUGUAAAGCAAUAUAACUUGUCUUUAGUAACGCGAAUGGAGUUACCAGUCGAGUCAGAACAGCUGGGCCGACUGAAGUGGCUGAGCCAACCAAUCCAGUUCCUCAGAACAACGACCCUUACGCUGUAGCCGAUGAAAAUGUAGCCGACGAAGCUCUUCAACCACCAGUACCAGUAGAAGUACCACAAGCAGAUGGUGCUCUUCUUACUACAAAGCCCAUGACUGAUGUUGUACCUCCUGUGAUUCAAAGUAAGUUUUUAAAACAAUGAAGAAAGGCUUUUAAUUUAAUGUUCAAUGGCAACACCCUUAAGUGUUAUCUACACAUAUAUAACCGUAAUAAUAUAAUAAGAAAACUGUGUUUAGACCGUGACAGAAACGUGGAAACUCGUCGCUCACAGACAAGAUUGUCACAAAACGUUGCUUCGAGGCAACAGAAUCGUACUCCAUCAGUCAGAAGUCGACAGCUUACUGUAAGAUCACAAUCUCAAGCGAGUCAGCGACAACCUACCAGAACAUCACAGUCCCGCGCAUCUCGCACUUCACGGUCAUCAAGAAGUGGCACUUCUAGAUCGGUUUCAAGAACCUCAACAGCUCAGUCUUCGAUAAGUACUGGCAGCCGGCUGUCAGCAACAACGACGGAAAGCUCUAGUUCUUCUGGAAGAUCAGAAUCCUACUCACGCACAGGCCUGACGACCGCAUCUUCUGGAGUCAGACUUCUGGAUUGGGUACCAUUAUUGGUGGGAAAUGAGAGUCCACAGUACUUCUCAGAAGGUAUACAACAUCUGGAGGGAUGGAUCUCUGAGCCAAAGUAAGUUGUUCACCGUAGGUUUUGUACAGUUACUGUUGAGUUGAUUAAAGAUAAAUUAUACUGGUUACAUUACAUUGUUGAGUGAUGUUAUGUAUUGUAAUUGAGUAUGCUUUUAGAGCCGAAUACCCAAUUGAAAUACUGUUAGGCUUGGAGUAUAUUUCGAAUGUCUACAAGGUCGAGAUCAAAAUAGUCGAUCAUCUCGUUCGUAAGUUGCAAAAUAUCAUUCACAAAAACACCUUUUCGACAGUUGAAAAAUUAAUUAUAAAACCAACUACCACAACCUUGGGCGCAAGUCGCAAAUCAUCUUGCAGGUCGCAGAAAACCUUAUACGUUUGAUGCUGUAAACAUACUUUCUAAAAUAUGAAAAAGAAGAACAUUUGACUUUUUUCUAAUAAAGAUAAAAAAAAAUUUUUACAUUGUUAACUUCUGAAACAAUUUUUAGCAUUUUGAAGGCUUCUAACUUGUUCAAUAUAUCUAGUUUAUAUUGUUUUAGCGGAGAAAAUAGAAGUGCGUGUGGGUCGAAGUGGCCAAUUGGACAGAAACAUGACGUACAAAACAGCACGUGAGGCUGAGUACGAGCUGAAGGGUACUGUAACAUUUGAGAAGCCCACUUCCAAAAACGUCGAGGAAGAAACAAAAACAAUUUUCGUAGAUUAUGAAGCUCAGUACGUGUGGCUGACUUUGUUCGAACCUUUACGGAAUAGACUCAACAAGACUAAUCAGGUAAGUACUCUGGUAUUUAGAACAAUUCUAAAUUUUCAAAAUCUGUAAUUUUGUAUGCGGAAGCUUUUAAUGUUUACUUUGACAACUUUAUAUCACCCAUGGUUUUAGCAUUAUUAUAUAGUAGAACAGUAGACUAAAGUAUUUUUUUAGGUGCGAAUUGGGAGUCUGGCUUUGUACGGAUACCCUCUUGACAAGACCAAGUACUCACCGUACCGUGCUCCAUCAAACAAUCGUAGACAAGACCUUCGAACUCGAGAUUCUGGAUCUUCUUUUAUCAGUUUGGUCAGUCUGACCAACUCGAACAGGUCCAACCGGUCGAGUAGAAGCAAUGCCACUCGAUCUGUCGAAAACUUUAACGGAUUCAGAAGUUACGGCGACAACCUGGCUUCGGAUCCGUUGGUUUCUCUUCGUGUCGCUAAAAAUGUUUUGGGAAAGAGAAUGGAGAAUGUGCAGAGGGUGAGGCAUACAAAGCUUAUACUUGUUUACUAUAUUUUCUCAUUUAGUACCUAUUUGUUGUUAUUUAAAGAGACUAUAAAGUUAGUUUAUUGUUACAGAGGGGACUGGACGUGCAAGCUACGGUAAUUAAAAGAGCGAUCGAACUGUUAAACGACUACGAGAAGCAGAUGUUGACUAUGAAACAGCAGAUGAGCACGGCCAUGACGGAGCGUAACUACGAUGAGGUAAGUCAUUUGGAAUAGGACCGUGCAGCCACUUUUACUGUAAUGUAACGUUAAAGGCUUACUUUACUGUUAGCUAAAAGGUAUAUUCUAUAAAAAAUAUUAUAGGCCAAAAAGCAGUUCUUGGCCAUGAUCGACGUCCGAGACCUGGCUUUUCGAGUGGUGCAUCUGGAUCUGCUACUGGGCAAACAGGAAGUAAGCCAGCUGGAUCCAGAUGCGUGGAAUCAGAUUCUGAUUCAGAAUUCGUUUUAAUUUUUUUUCCAACUUCUUUUACUUUACGAUGGCUUCUCUUACUGUGACUUCUUUUACCGUCGGCUUCUGUCAACGUAUGUUUUCCACUUUUCAAACUAUAAAAGUAAUGGAAUUUUAGUUAUUUUUAAAUUGUGUAAUUUAAAAAUUUGAAUAAUAUUUGAAUUUGUAGUUGCGAGCGUUGGGAGUGACAUCGACGUGGUCGGAAGACAAAUAA